Messenger RNA from Cloeon dipterum, 1107 nucleotides. RefSeq names its product aldo-keto reductase family 1 member B1-like. NCBI's taxonomy places the organism in Eukaryota, Metazoa, Arthropoda, Insecta, Ephemeroptera, Baetidae. The transcript has 6 exons. Gene Ontology annotation, molecular function: aldose reductase (NADPH) activity. The record is from RefSeq and is a predicted model, not a curated record. The coding region runs from base 89 to 1036 and encodes 315 amino acids. Gene Ontology annotation, cellular component: cytosol.
UAAAUCUUGAUAAGAUACAAGCCAGUCCAAUUGAUAUAAAAGCCAAUAGCGAGAGAGAAGCUUUCUCAUCUCAUCGACUUCCAGAACGAUGGCAGUGCCCAAAAUCAAAUUUAACAACGGACUUGAAAUUCCCGCUUUUGGGCUCGGCACGUGGAAGUCCAAGCCGGGCCAAGUGGAGGCAGCUGUGGAGGCGGCAAUCGACGCCGGCUAUAGGCACAUCGACUGCGCUCACAUUUACGAAAAUGAGAACGAGGUCGGCGAUGCCAUUGCGAAGAAAAUCAAAGAGGGUGUCGUCCGUAGGGAGGAUCUUUUCAUCACCAGCAAACUAUGGAACACCGAUCACGACACUGACAGAGUGGUGAGCGCGUGCCGCAAGACUCUGAGACACCUUAAGCUGGACUAUCUGGACCUGUACUUGAUCCACUGGCCGAUGGCUUACAAGGGUGGCGACGCUCUAAUGCCCAAGGGGCCCGAUGGCAAAGUCGAGUACAGCCAGGUUCACUUCACCACUACUUGGCUCAAAAUGGAGGAGUGCGUCCGGUUGGGACUGACCAAGUCUAUUGGCAUCUCUAACUUUAACAGCGUCCAAAUUGACGAGUUAUUAAAGGUUGCCACCAUUCGUCCUGUGACCAACCAGGUCGAGCUGCACCCAUACCUGCCUCAGGUCAAGUUGCAGAAAUUCUGUGCCGAUCGCGGUAUUGUUUUGACCGGGUACUCUCCUCUUGGCUCACCAGACAGGCCGUGGGCCAAGCCUGGUGACCCCGACCUGUUGAAUGAUCCGCGAGUCAAGGCCAUCGCAGAAAAAUACAAGAAAUCGUCAGCCCAGAUCCUGCUCAGAUAUCAAAUUGAAAGAGGAGUUUCAACCAUUCCGAAAUCAGUAACACCGGCACGCAUCAUUGAAAAUUUCAAGAUAUUUGAUUUUUCGCUGACAAAGGACGAGGUUGACACUCUCACCUCAUUUGAUUGUAACGGUCGUCUUUGCGGACUGGACAGUGCAUCUGAUCAUCCUCUUUGGGGAUUUAGAAUCGAGUAUUAAACCAAUCCGUGACAACCAGCACUUGUUUUGAACGAAUUUUAAUAAAUUUAGGCACUAAGCUCCUCCACAAA